Molecule: messenger RNA, 1442 nt
Organism: Neltuma alba
Lineage: Eukaryota; Viridiplantae; Streptophyta; Magnoliopsida; Fabales; Fabaceae
Exons: 11
Coding region: 187-1041 (284 amino acids)
Source: RefSeq, a predicted model, not a curated record
ACCUAGUGAAAGUGAUGGAACUUGCUUCCUCGCUCGUCACGUUCGAGCUUGUCCUUCCUCCGUUGCUCAUUAUCUGUGUCUUGGCACUCACUUCUCCGCUCUAGCUAACGAAGAGUGCCUUCUCCUUAGUACAUCUGUGAUUUCUCUGCGAACACAUUGUGAUUACCAGUAUGAGAUAGUUCUUGAAUGAAGAGAAUGAUUGGUGGACAAAAAUUUCUGAAAUGGCUUAUCCCUCUUGUCGCGAUUUUACACCAAGUUGCGUCUCUGAACUCCGCCUCUGCAGCAUGCGACUUCAGUUUUCUUGAUGGAAACAGGAUUUAUAACUAUACCUUGACUUCUCCCGUGCGGGACUUCCCCCAUGGCGUUCGCAGCGAAGAUGGAUAUUACAAAGUAGCAGCAAACGAGACCAUACUGUGGUUUCAGCUUUGUGAUGGAAUGAUUUUCAAUCAUGACCCUCCUACAUGUGCUGACUGCUGGGAUUGUGGGGGGCCAAUGCGUUGUGGGAUGGAUUGUACUGCACUUGUAGCAAACAACAUUGGAGGUUAUCAUGUAUGCACAACCAUAGGACGGGGCCCAAAAGUAGAUGUUGAUAUAUUUGAUAAGAAAAAUCCCCACAGCGGUGUCAUUGUUAAGAUGUCAAGCAAUAGCCCUAAGUUGAAUUGUUCGCUGUCAGUGUCUGUGCUAUGCCAUUCAAAUGGUUUUCAAGGACCGCAUUCUCUGGAGAGGUUAGGGACCUGUAACUAUGCUACAGAGCUGAGGCAUCCAUCUGGAUGUGCCGUUAUUUUGAAUGUUCAUGGGAAAGGGUGGGGGUGGUUUGUCACCUUAAUAACCACUAUCUUGUGCCUUUUCGGGGCGUAUCUACUGGCUGGCAUAGUUUAUCGGCAUUUCUUCCUUGGGAUUCGUGGUAGAGAUGUUAUCCCCAAUUUGGACUUCUGGUCAACCCUGCCCCGAAGAACCCAGGGUUGUUGUGCUUCUUUGGUGAGGAAGUUCAAGGGACCUUCUCAAGGUUACCGGAGCUCAUAUUCUCCCGUGAACUUCUGAGGGUGAUAUUUUAAUAUUUUUUCUUCUGGAUUCAUCAUGGAUCAUCGCAUAUGGACGAUGAUUCUGCAGAAAAGUGCAAAUACGUCACUUUUCAGAUGCCCGGCAGGUCAGAUCCAGAUGCAUCCUUGGUAUAGAGCCUUGAAAUCUGUACCUCUUGCCGUGACUCCUUCGUCCACGACUGUUGAGCUUUCACAUCCAUGGCUCCUUAAUUAUUUUUAUUAUUUUUAAUAAUUAGAGGGAUUGUAAGAAGAAGUUGAGAAAAUUAAGAAAUCCUUGGAUGUAAUUUUAGGGGGAAAUGGGAAUAAUAGCAUUUUUAAGAUGGCAAUUUUUAGUGGCAUUUUUAUAAUCGAUUAUCGUCGAGAUAAUAGAAUGGAUUCGGCUGAAUGAUCUUUGCUUCGCCA